AGCAUGGCUAACAAAAUAUUUAGUAAUUAUUGUAAUCAAUAUUUCAGAGAAUGAAGGCAGUUUAUUGUAUCUAUAAGAUCCUUUUUGAUGGUAGUGGGAGAUAUUCAUGGGUAUUUUAUUUAAAUUGAUAAGUAGGCAAAUUUAUGAUUUCUUAAAAUUUUAGAUGUAGGUGGCAAUCCUGAAACACAGAAAUAUGAAUUUCUUGGAGAUUAUGUCAAUAGAGGACCAUUUUCAGUUGAAGUUGUAAUUUUACUCUAUUCACUUAAACUUAAUUAUCCUCGAACAUUAUACAUGCUUAGAGGUAAUCACGAAUGUAGAUAAUUAACAUCAUUUUUUAAUUUCAUGGAUGAAUGCAAUAAGUAUGAUUAAGAACUGUAUGAAUUAUUCAUGGAUUCUUUUGAUAAUCUUCUAUUAGCUUGCAUUAUAAAUAGUUUAUUUAUAACUUUACAUGGAAGCAUCUCUCUAGAAUUAAGAAAUGCAAUAUUUUUAUCAAUUUUAUGUGAGUGAUGUAAAUUUGAUCAAAGAAUGGAAUCUUUUGUCAUAUUUUUUGGGCAGAUCCAAGAGAUAAUGAUGAU
Paramecium sonneborni is the source of this 575-nucleotide messenger RNA. Lineage: Eukaryota; Ciliophora; Oligohymenophorea; Peniculida; Parameciidae. The record is from the annotation of a GenBank genome assembly.